Linum trigynum is the source of this 3136-nucleotide messenger RNA. The record is from the annotation of a GenBank genome assembly. NCBI's taxonomy places the organism in Eukaryota, Viridiplantae, Streptophyta, Magnoliopsida, Malpighiales, Linaceae.
GCGCAGUGGUGCGAUUUAAUAUGUCAAAUUAAAUAGCCCACACUUUUUCCAAAAGCCCACUAACCACUUCAUCCAAUAACUAAAGUGGAAAGCAAACUUAAAAACAACUUGCACUUUCCUUCUCCCACCAAUGUGGUAUUUCCUUUACUCUUUGACUACUCUAACACCUCUAACCCCCACCCGCCCCUCCCUCUUUCCGCCGCCUCCCCCGACGCUGUGAAAAAAAUCCUCCAAAAAACCCCUCAACCAGCCCUCACGGGCCUCCUUCAGCGACAAGCUAGCGAGGAACCAGUGCGUGGGGUCCAAAGAUGGGUGGCUGCUCCUCCUCCACCCGGGGAACCGCCGCCGCCGCAACAACACCUACCUCUUCCGCUUCUACCUCCACAACCCAAUCACCUCCUCCCACGUGUCCCUCCCGGACCUCACCCUGGAGAACAAGGACAACGAGCCGACCAUCUUCUGCACCGUCAUCUCUUCCUCCCCUGAUGAUGACGUGGAGCAGGACUGCCACGUGUUCGUCGGACACGCUGGCUUGGUCCUCCACCGUGGGUCGAGGAGGGCAAAAUUGGAAACUCGCAGCCCUUCACGAGCUCGACAUGGACUACAUCGUCAAGGACACGUCCUACUCCCGAGGCAAGCUCUUCCUCGUAGGUUCGGGCAAUCGUUUCGUCGUUGUUGACGUCAUAUUUGGUAACAAUCACAUCUACCACAGCGAUGACAUGAACAAACAGAUCAUCAAGGUGAAACCUAGUUCCCAAGUGUUUUAUCUGUCAAGAGAAAUGUUAGAUAAAGGGGACCGGGAGGAUGAAAGCAGGUUCAGUAACUUGUGCCAUCUCGACGAUGAUUUCCCACUCGUUAUUAUCAGUCGUUGCACCAAGGAUGGGGGCGUCACGUUCCGAUGUUACAAGCUGGUACUGCUAGAGCGAGGUGGUGGAGUUUGCUCUAGAGACGAAGGGAUUGAGUGGAAGGAAGUGACAAGCUUGCAUGGGUUUUCUGUGUUUCUGGGGUCUCACAAGUCCUUCGCCCUUGGUGGUGUGGCUGAUAAUAAUGGUGUGAAUUAUGGGGUUGGUGCAAAUCGGGUGUACUUCUCCUUCUGUUUUGCCGAGCAUGGUUUGUUCAUGAAUCAUGAAAUGUUUUGGUCAUGCCACCAGAACAAAUGUGGCGUCUUGGAUCUCGGUGGUGGUGGAGAGGUAGUGGAGUGGUUUCAUCCUUGUCGUGGUCUUGGUGAUCACAACUAUGUUUGGUUCCUUCCUUCGCCAUGGUAAGUAUAGUUACUUGUAUAAUUUACCAAUACUUAGUCAUCUUAUUCUAUCUACAGAGGCUGUCAUUUGUGAAGAGAGUAUCUAAUAAAUUAUUCAAAUGGGUAUGAAUAGACUAAAAGUCCAAUUAGAUCCAUUUGGGUCUGACCGUGAGUCAAAUUUGACUCGGAUAGAAUUCACUUAAGAUCCAAGUCAAAUCCAAAAUCAUUAUGAGUUCAUUUAAGUUCGAUUCAAUACCUUAUAUUGGAUAACGACAAUUGAGUCCAAUUACUUAAUAAGUCUACCCAAUGAGUAGUAAAUUAGCAACUUAAUUAUGACGGAGGGACAAAGAUAUAGAAUGGGUUGGUAGGAGGAACUUGGAAGAACAUAUGAUCUCAUAUCUAUAUGGCAAUGACAUACCGAUUGUUCUCACGACAAGGGGCCUUUAAUUUACACAUGGCAUUCGUUUCAUUGUUAAUAUACCAAAGAAUAAUUUUUGCAGGGAAAUUAUUAGGUACAUGCAACAAAGGAAGGCCAAGAAACCGGAUCGCCUGCCCGGCAAGAAGGACGAGAUAUAUGAUAAUUAAUUACUAGUAGCAUAUUGAUUUUUAAGGAGGAAGGGUGCGUCUGUACUGGAGUGGGGCUUCUUGAUUGAAGUGGGAACUGAGAAAAUAUUACUGUGGUAAGUAAAACUACGAUCACCUCCACUUUCACUUUCCAGUAUUGCUAAUGCUACUGCGUGGAAACUCGUUGUUGGACAAUGUUGUUUUAAUUCACUCUUUGAAAAAUGUUCAUCUCUUGUGUGUUUAUGAAACUUUGACUCGUUGUUGGACAAUUUCUCUACCAAAUACGGAACGCUGAGUCUUUAUUUGUUGAUGUAAGUAAUACAUGAUUUGAUUUAGAAGUUCAUUCAAUGAGUCAUAAAUAUCGACUCAUGCUCAGACUUAUCAUGAAAUUGUGUUGAAAGUUCCAAACAUUUAGCAUACCAAUUAAUGAUAUGGUUCAAUUAUCUAAUUCUGACUUAUAUAGUUGGUGGAGGUCUGUAAGUUUUUAUAUAGGAUCUUGUGUCGAGAUUUCUGAACCAAUACAUACACUCAGUUCAUUAUUGUAUGACAUGCAUCAGUCUAUCCGUUUUUAAUGUCUAAUUUAAUCCUCAAACAAUAAUUAUUGUUAAAAAUGCACAGAGAACAAUGAUUGAUGAUUUUGAUUUAUUGAGAUAUAUCCAAUGUGUCAUAUCCAUCAGAUGAUGAUUUAGAGAAUUAGGGUAUAUGAGUUCAGUCACUCUAGUUAGAUUGCAUUUAUAGUAUACCCCAAGUUUUGAUUAAUUCGUGGUAUAGAUAACAUUACUUUACUAAGGGCAUGAUGUAACCCCAAAUUCAACAAGCGCACAAUAUAAUUUCUCGUAUAUAUACAUAAUUGAUUCGUUAAUUCAAAGAUUAGUUAGUGAUAUUGGACACAUAUAUUGACUAAUGACAUUUAGUCUUUCACUUAUUUGUUAUGAUCCUCAACCCUUAGUGCAAUUAUUAGCGAGUGAUUUUUGUGAUUCUUUUGAAAAUAUGUUCUUGCGGAACCAUUGCAUUCUCUUAUACUCAUAUGUGAUAAUAGCUAGACCAACAAAUGUCAAAUUUUGUAUUUUGAAAUAAAUAUUUGUAUACUAUUCGAGAAUAAUCCGUCUCUUCCCGCAAAUUAAAGACAUGUAACAUAAAUCAAUUUAUGAGUUAAACAUAAAAUUUGUUGUUUGAUUCUCAAUUAAAAUGUUUGUGAUUAGAGAUAUAAAAUUAAGUUGAUUUAUAUUUUAUAGAGCUAGGCAUAUCAGGAUGAAGAGUUUGGUAGAAAACUAAAAGUCAUUGGUUACUUGAACGCUUGAGUAAUGCAGCGAAUAAACCCUAUGAUUUCGA